Eublepharis macularius is the source of this 1447-nucleotide messenger RNA. RefSeq lists its product as uncharacterized. NCBI's taxonomy places the organism in Eukaryota, Metazoa, Chordata, Lepidosauria, Squamata, Eublepharidae. The transcript is spliced from 2 exons. The coding region runs from base 1 to 1299 and encodes 432 amino acids. The record is from RefSeq and is a predicted model, not a curated record.
AUGGCGCCCGAGAGAGAAAUUUUUCUCAUGAUGGCUCAGCUGGUGAUUCUCCUGCUCCAGAGCUCGACGGCGCUGUGCCAAGCGCAUCUGUGGCACAUCAUGCGGAGAAGAAGGGCUGCCACACUACUUUUCCAUUGUGGCAACCCGGCCAGAACCGCUCGAAGGGCCGCUUUGCGAAGAUAUCGGCUUCACCAGCGGUGGUAUGCACUUGCGCACAUUAGAGAACCGCGGGACUGUUGGGUCUAUCCCCGCAGCUGGGACUGGUGGGAGCGCAUAGUGUUGCGUGUUUGGGACGACCAACAUUGGAUCCAGUGCUUCAGAAUGAGCAGGGGGACCUUCAUGGAGCUUGUGGGUGUGCUUCGACCAACCUUGGAAUGGCAGAGUACCAACAUGCGUGAGCCCGUCUCCGUGGAGAAGAGGGUGGCCGUGGCAGUAUGGUGCCUUGCCACUGGAGCAUGUUACCGCGUCGCGGGGGACAACUUCGGUUUGGGGUUAUCGACUGUUUCGGACGCUGUGCUGGAGGUCUGCUUCGCCAUUGAGAAGGAGCUGCUCUCUAAGCUGGUUUGCCUUGGGGAGGAGGUCGGAAAGAUCAUGGACGGGUAUUCCGCGCUGGGGUUCCCCCACUGUGUCGGGGCGAUAGAUGGAACUCACAUUCGCAUCGGUCAGACCCGGGGGAGGCCGGACCAAUAUGGAAAUCGCAAGAACUUCUCUUCCAUCUUGCUCCAGGGGACAGUUGACCACACCGGACGUUUUGUGGACGCGGAGGUGGGCUGGAGUGGCAAGAAUCACGAUGCCUUUGUCUUCCGCAACUCGGCCAUCUGUGCGGCAAUGGACACUGGCGUUUUUGUCCCUGGAAAUCCGACCCUGACUGUGAACGGUGUAUCUGUGCCACCACUGAUGAUCACUGACGGUGCGUAUCCAAUGCGGCGAUGGCUUAUGAAACCUUAUGGGAAAUUCGCAAUCACGCAACAGCAGAAGUACUUUGACCGGUGUCUGGCACGGGCCAGGAAUAAGGUGGAAUGCAGUUUCGGUCGUCUGAAGGGACGCUGGCAAUGUCUCCUGCAUCGCCUGAGGGCCAGAGAGGAGAACGUGGUGACAAUUGUGACUGCAUGCGUGAUCCUGCACAAUUUGUGUGAGGCCAAAGGCCAUGGCGUGCUGGGUUCAUUGCGGGAUCCCACGCCUUUGACAAUGCCCGGCGAUGGUCUGGAGUUCGGGGAGAACGACCGGGGAGUGUUGGAGGAGGGGAAGGAGGUCCGUGAUGCGAUGGCGGCAUUCAUGUAUGCAAGGGACAGGCGGUGAUGCUCUGGUUUUCCUUGUGGGCCCCGGGAAUGCGUGACCAGCAACGGUAUCUUUUGCAAUGCAGACUCUUUGGUGACAAUAAAGAUUUGAUUUAUGAAAUGAUGGUGGCCUCGCAGUUAUUACCAGUGACCAACUGAGUGUGUGUGGG